CCAAUAGACUGAAGAAUUUGGAUUAUAUAAGUUUUCAUUUUUUCAAAUGCAUCCAAAAUAUUAAGAUAAUGUAAUUUCAAGUGAAAAUAUUUGGUGAAUGCAAACGGCGCGAACGCUCCAAUAGCAGUUGUGCGCUGCUACUUUGUUAAAAUGUUUAUUAAUCGAAAUAGUAGUCGAAACAGAAUAGUGUGUAAUAGAAAGUACAAAAAGUAUCGAAAUAAUCGGAAUUAGUGACAUCGCCAACAAAGUAGAAACAUAAUUUUUUAAUUUCUGUGUGAGGUUUUAUGUGGUUUCGUAUAAAAUCUCGGAGAAGGUUUUAAAUAUAAUAAGGAAUUAUGAACACUCAGUUUCAUAUACCCUCGUUUGGUGAUGAAGUUUUCGACUUGACUGAUGUUGGGUCCAACUCCAGUGCUGUUACCAAUGCAAAUGGAAUAUUAUCUGCUAAUACCAAUUAUUCGUACAUGUACCCACAACAGACCGAACAGCUGCCAUCCCAAGGAUUACAGAAUAAAAAAAUAACCGAAGUCAAUAACAUAUCGGACGAAUAUUACAGUGCCAAUGAUGAUACAUGCGUUUCUAGUACCACAGUGGCUAAUCAUAAUAGUUCCAAUACUCAACAUUAUAACUCACCCAAUAACAUAAUAACUUCAACAGCUACUACCAGCGCAACAGCAACGCGAAAACAAGUACAAUCUUCUGCUAUCAUCAAUAAUGGCAAUGCCAGUGAUCCCAAUGAACCGACUAAACCUGUAUCUGCAUAUGCUUUAUUCUUUCGAGACACGGUAAGCGCCAUAAAACAUGAGAACCCGAAUUGUCCUUUUCAGGAGUUGUCACGUAUUGUGGCUUCAAUGUGGGAUGUUUUAGAUCCCGUUCAUAAGAAUGUUUAUAACAAACGCAACGAGAUAGCUCGUAAUGAAUACAUAAAACAAAUCAGAAUUUAUAGACAACAACAAUUAGAGCAACAACAAACAAUGAAAGCGCGGCAGCAGCAACAAGAACAGACGCAGAUGCUGGUUAGCAACGAAUUAAAAUACAGCCCUCAACAAAUUCAAGGCACUUCAACAUCAUUUCCAAUUAAUGCGAAUGCACAUGAAACCCACGUUAACGGACAACAACACCAGCAACAUCAUUCAUCCGUCCAACAGCAACAAUCGACUCAGUACGGUAAUAAUACAACCGCGACAACGGAGAUAUCAUCGCAACAGCAAUGGUCACCAAUCAAAAUCGCAAACGUUAUAAUAUCUAAUUCUACAAAUGUUGCAUCUAAUACAGCGGCGAUUACUUCUACAACACCUGGUCCUCUUGAUAAACAGACGCUUAACGAAGACAGUGCUAUGCAAAAGUGCACUCGGGAAAAUUGCAACAAACGCGCUAUCAUCAAUCCUGAUUGGGAGGACGAAUAUUGCAGUAACGAAUGUGUCGUCAUACACUGUCGUAAUGUAUUCAAUGCUUGGGUGCAAUCGAAAAAUAAAUAAAAUCCACUAAAUAAAUAAACAUUGCUUUAUAACUAUGUAUUUUAUUAUAU
Messenger RNA from Glossina fuscipes, 1525 nucleotides. RefSeq names its product TOX high mobility group box family member 4-like. The transcript is spliced from 3 exons. The record is from RefSeq and is a predicted model, not a curated record. Gene Ontology annotation, molecular function: chromatin DNA binding. Gene Ontology annotation, cellular component: nucleus. Gene Ontology annotation, biological process: regulation of transcription by RNA polymerase II. The coding region runs from base 336 to 1475 and encodes 379 amino acids. Lineage: Eukaryota; Metazoa; Arthropoda; Insecta; Diptera; Glossinidae.